Musa acuminata AAA Group (dessert banana) is the source of this 1129-nucleotide messenger RNA. Its product is annotated as peroxiredoxin-2E-1, chloroplastic-like. NCBI's taxonomy places the organism in Eukaryota, Viridiplantae, Streptophyta, Magnoliopsida, Zingiberales, Musaceae. Gene Ontology annotation, biological process: cell redox homeostasis; cellular response to oxidative stress; hydrogen peroxide catabolic process. The transcript is spliced from 2 exons. Gene Ontology annotation, molecular function: thioredoxin peroxidase activity. Gene Ontology annotation, cellular component: cytoplasm. Bases 40 to 762 code for a protein of 240 amino acids. The record is from RefSeq and is a predicted model, not a curated record.
AUUAACAGGACACAGCUGUUCGAUAACUAUUCUCAUCGCAUGCGUCCUACUCGGGUGAUUCCACCGCUCACGGAGAUGGCAGCUUCUCUCACCGAAGCCGGCGCCAAGUUCGUCGCCCCCGCCUCCCGCUCCUCCGCCGUCGUCCGCCUCCGCCCCUUCGUCGCCAUCCGCGUGCCCCGCAUCCUCCCCCAUGCCACUUCCACCCUCCGGCUCCGGCCCGCCGCCUUCCCUCGGUGCUUCGCUUCGGCACCCGCCGCCGUUGCCUCCUCGACCACCAUCUCCGUCGGCGACAAGCUCCCCGACGCCACCCUCUCCUACUUCGGCCCCGACGAGGAGAUCAAGACCGUCACCGUCUCGGAGCUCACCAAGGGCAAGAGAGCCGUGCUCGUCGCCGUCCCGGGGGCCUUCACCCCGACGUGCACCCAGAAGCACCUCCCCGGCUUCGUGGAGAAGGCCGGGGAGCUGCGCGCCAGGGGCGUGGACACCAUCGCUUGCGUCUCCGUCAACGACGUCUUCGUGAUGCGGGCGUGGAAGGAGGACCUCAAGAUCGGGGACGAGGUGCUGCUGCUCUCCGACGGCAACGGGGACUUCACCAGGGCCCUCGGCGUUGAGCUCGACCUGCGGGACAAACCCGCGGGCCUGGGCGUCCGGUCCCGGCGCUACGCGAUGCUGGUGGAGGACGGCGUCGUCAAAGUCCUCAACUUGGAAGAGGGCGGCGCCUUUACCUUCAGCGGCGCGGACGACAUGCUGAAAGCCCUCUAAUCCCAAUCCUUCCUUCUCUCUUCUCCUCCUCUUUCGUCUUCAGCUCCUGGCUUUUUGGAGAUCACGUGAUGGUUGUGUUUUGGUAUCAUAAUUGUGGGUGGAAGACGUGUUUGUUGAAAUGCCAGAGUAAAGAAACUGAGAGAUCAACAUGGAAGUUGUUGGGUAACAUAAGCAGAGUAUUACAAAAAACUUGAGAAAUAGGUCAAUUUUUAAGAGGCAUAUUCUCGUGGAAAUGUUUGGGACAUUUUCUAACAAAGCAUGUGCACGCUACCUUAUUUAUUGGACCUCAUUCAUUCCAAGAACUAGCAAUUGCGCUUGUGUAGCGAAUACAUUUUAUUUUCUUUUGUAUAUUUUUCCUGUUUGUCAU